This is a messenger RNA of Stylophora pistillata, 848 nucleotides long. RefSeq lists its product as uncharacterized. Lineage: Eukaryota; Metazoa; Cnidaria; Anthozoa; Scleractinia; Pocilloporidae. The record is from RefSeq and is a predicted model, not a curated record.
CAUUGGAGUGAACAAUUCUGAACUUUCAAUCACUGAUCUUUAUGAAAUAACCGCUGCUAUCACGAAACAACAACAAGAACAGUACGAAAAUGCAGUUCCGAAAUACACUUCGAGACCCACAGUUCAAAAAGGAAAAAUUUGAUGACAGUAAAUUUUAUCACUUUGUUUUAUUUGACAUCGAGACAAAUUCAACGGGAAAAUCAGCAGAAGUAUGUCAGCUCGCUGCCGUGGAUAGGUCAGGUAAACAAUUCUCAUGCUAUAUUCUACCAACCAGAGACAUAGAUUCUCACGCGUCAAAGGUCAACAAACUUACAGUUAAAACUGUCAAUGGAAUCCGCCGACUUUUCAAUAAUAAUCGACUAGUAGAAGCCUUUGAGUUAUCGCAAGUACUUAGGCAGUUCUUAACUUUUUUGAGGGCCAGCAUAGAUUCAGCUUCAACACGAUCCACAAAGCCUGUUUGCACAAUCUUGGCUGGACACAACGCCGCCACAUUUGAUAUUCCAAUACUUCUUCGAAACGGUGGCGAAAAUUUUAUCGCGGAGCUCAGUUCCAUCAGUUCCAUCCGGUUUGCAGACACUCUGACACUGAUGAAAUCACUCAUCAAAAGCAAGCACUCUUCCAUCCAAAACGCAGAAGGUAAAUUUCCAAAGCCUGGGCAGAGUUCUGUUUACGAACAUUUAUUUCAAACCACCUUUGAUGCCCACGACGCCCUAGAGGACGUGAUCGCUCUUCGAAGAAUCUUGCUUUCGCCUAGGUUGGCUUUGUCUGAUGAAAUGCUGGUGAACAGAAGUUCUGUAAUCUCUGUCAAGGACGCCGCCGAAGACCUGAAAUAUCUUGACAACCGUCAU